Molecule: messenger RNA, 4744 nt
Organism: Paralichthys olivaceus (Japanese flounder)
Lineage: Eukaryota; Metazoa; Chordata; Actinopteri; Pleuronectiformes; Paralichthyidae
Product: 1-phosphatidylinositol 4,5-bisphosphate phosphodiesterase beta-4
Biological process (GO): lipid metabolic process; phosphatidylinositol-mediated signaling; release of sequestered calcium ion into cytosol
Molecular function (GO): phosphatidylinositol-4,5-bisphosphate phospholipase C activity; calcium ion binding
Source: RefSeq, a predicted model, not a curated record
AGACAGGGGGAGGGAGACGGGACAGAGCAGCAGCUGGAGGGAAGACACUGUGGUAGAGAGAGAGAGAGAGAGAGAGAGAGAGGGAGGGAGAAAGUCCCGAGCCGGACUCUGCACAGCAUCAUUCCUCUCUCACCACCGCCGGAUUAAAGCUCCUGCUGCAGCGACAUCACGCCAAGACAUGAGCUUCUCCCGCUGAUCGUUAUUGAUGCUGAACUGAGUGGUCCAGUGCUGCUGUCCUCCAGUAUUUCCCCUCCCUUCAGCUAUCUGUUCUUCUGUCUGUCACCAGAUUUGUGAGCAGCCAUGACAAAGUCCUAUGAGUUCAACUGGCAGAAGCACCUGCCUGAGUUCAUGCAGGAAGGCACCUCCUUCGACAGGUUUGAUGAGGACCCGUACAUCUUUGAGCCCAGUUGUCAGAUGAGGGUGGACGAGUAUGGCUUUUUCAUCACCUGGAAGAGCGAGGGAAAGGAAGGCCAGGUGCUUGAGUGUUCACUCAUCAACAGCAUUCGAGUCGGUGCCGUCCCAAAGGACCCGAAGAUCUUGACUUCUUUCGAGGCCAUUGGAAAGACGGAGGCCGACCUGGAGGGAUGUAUCAUCUGCAUCUGCAGCGGCACAGACCUGGUCAACCUGAACUUCAUGUUCAUGGUGGCAGAGAACCCAGACACAGCCAGGAAGUGGAUCGAGGGUUUAAGGUCGGUGAUUCACAACUUUAAGGCCAACAACGUCUGUCCAAUGACCUGCCUCAAGAAACAUUGGAUGAGAAUGUGCUUCCUGACCAAUGUGAAUGGGAAGAUUCCUGUGAGAGGCAUUACGCGCACAUUCGCAUCAGGGAAGACGGAGAAAGGGAUUUUUCAGGCUCUGAAGGACCUGGGCCUUCCUAGUGGAAAGAACGAUGAGAUCGAACCAGUAGAUUUCACCUUUGACAUUUUCUACGCGCUCACACAGAAGAUCUGCCCUCGCACCGACAUCGAGGAACUCUUCAAGAAAAUCAAUGGGAACAAAACUGAUUAUUUAACUGUAGACCAGUUAGUCAGCUUUCUGAAUGAAAACCAGCGUGACCCCCGGUUAAAUGAGAUUCUGUUCCCGUUCUAUGACCCUAAGCGAGCCAUGCAGAUCAUUGAAAAAUACGAGCGAGACGACAACCUGAAGAAGAAAGGCCACAUGUCUAGUGACGGGUUUUGUCGGUACCUGAUGUCAGAUGAAAACGCUCCAGUUUUCUUGGACCGGCUGGAGUUGUACCAGGAAAUGGACCAACCACUGGCCCAUUACUUCAUCAGCUCCUCCCACAACACCUACCUGACGGGCCGACAGUUUGGCGGGAAGUCCUCAGUAGAGAUGUAUCGCCAGGUUCUACUGUCAGGAUGCAGGUGUGUAGAGCUGGACUGCUGGGAUGGGAAAGGAGAGGACCAGGAGCCAAUCAUCACCCAUGGAAAGGCCAUGUGCACAGAUAUCUUGUUUAAGGAUGUUAUCCAAGCCAUCAAAGAGACGGCUUUUGUCACUUCAGAUAACCCGGUUAUUUUGUCCUUUGAAAAUCAUUGCAGUAAACCACAGCAGUACAAGAUGGCCAAAUAUUGUGAGGAGCUCUUUGGCGACUUCCUCCUCAAACAGCCUGUGGACAACUUUCCGAUUGAAUCAGGGCGUCCCUUACCCUCUCCGAACGACCUCAAACGUAAAAUCCUCAUCAAAAACAAACGCUUGAAACCUGAAGUGGAACAGAAGCAGCUAGAGGCCUUCAAGAAACACAUGGAGGCCGGAGAGACCAACACCCCAGCCAUCAUCAUGGGAGAGGAGAAUGAAGAAGAGCCAGAGAACGGAGAAAAAGACGCUGAGGAUAAAGAUUUGAAUUCAGAGGCAACAAGUGAGAAAGACGCCAACAGUGUCUCCCAGAGUAACGCUGUCAGCACGAGGAAAGAGGAACGCAACAACAGCAUUAAGAAGGUACCUGAUGAUGAAGUGACGGAGAUGUCAGAAGCCACAGAACCAACAGACAUCACAGACAUCUCUGAAGCAUCUGACCAAGACAACAACAAGAAGGGUGCAGAAGAAGCAGAAGACUCUGAAGAGGCUCUGAUCGCUCAGUACACGUAUGUAGGAGCCACCACCAACAUCCACCCAUAUCUCUCAGCCAUGGUCAACUACGCACAACCUGUCAAGUUCCAGAGUUUUGAUGUGGCAGAGGAAAGAAACAUCCAUCAUAACAUGUCAUCUUUCAACGAGUCUGUCGGCCUGGGUUACCUGAAGACCAACGCCAUCGAGUUUGUCAACUACAACAAGCGUCAGAUGAGCCGUAUCUACCCCAAAGGGGGCCGGGUGGACUCCAGUAAUUACAUGCCUCAGAUCUUCUGGAACGCAGGCUGCCAGAUGGUCUCACUCAACUUCCAGACCCCAGACCUGGCCAUGCAGUUGAACCAGGGAAAGUUCGAAUACAACGGCUCAUGCGGGUACCUGCUGAAGCCUGACUUCAUGCGGCGGUCAGACAGGAUGUUUGACCCCUUCUCUGAGACACCAGUGGAUGGUGUCAUCGCUGCAACCUGCAGUGUACAGGUGUUCUCUGGUCAAUUCCUGUCGGAUAAGAAAAUUGGCACGUAUGUUGAAGUGGACAUGUACGGGCUGCCAACAGACACCAUCAGGAAAGAGUUUCGCACUCGCAUGGUGAUGAACAAUGGGCUGAACCCCGCCUACAACGAGGAGCCCUUCGUCUUCAGAAAGGUGAUCUUACCAGAUCUGGCAGUACUCCGCAUCGCCGUUUACGACGACAACAACAAGCUGAUUGGCCAGCGCAUCCUGCCUCUGGAUGGCCUGCAGGCCGGAUACCGCCACAUCUCUCUGAGGAACGAGGGCAACAAACCCCUGUCGUUGCCCACCAUCUUCUGCCAAAUCAUCCUCAAGACCUACGUGCCCGACGGCUUUGGAGCAAUUGUGGAUGCUCUAUCAGACCCAAAGAAGUUUUUGACCAUAGCAGAGAAGAGAGCUGACCAGAUGAAAGCACUGGGGAUUGACACGAACGACAUCGCAGACGUUCCCAGUGGCAGCUCCAAGAACGACAAGAAGGGAAAGGGUAAAGGAGACACGGUGAAGACCAGUGUGACACCACAGACCAGCUCAGACAUGGCCCAGACCUCCAACACCGCCCAGAAUAACACAUCAGAAACCAAGAAGGAUCCUGCACUCGUGCCUAAUGUCAACAUCGAUGACUUAAAACAAAUGAAGACGUACCUUAAACUGAUUAAAAAGCAACAGAAGGAGCUGAGCACUUUAAAGAAGAAACACGUAAAGGAUCAAAAUAUAAUGCAGAAAGCCCACUGCAGUCAGAUGGAAAAGUUGGUGUCUCUGAAUGAUAAGGAGAAGACAAACCUGGAGAAACUACUGGAGAAAGCCAUCAAGAAACGUGGGGAAAACAACUGCCAAGAGCUGAAGAAGGAGACAGAAGAUAAGAUCCAAACACUCGUCACUGAUCAUAAAGUCAAGGUGAAGAACAUCACAGCACAGCACACUAAAGAGUGGUCAGAGCUGAGCAGCAGUCACAGCAACGAGGAGCAGGAGAUGAAGGACAGCCACGUCACACAACAGUGUGAACACCUCAAGAAACUCCUGGCCACAGUCCAGGAGCAGCAGACCAUGCAGCUCAAACUCAUCCAUGAGCGGCAAAGCAAAGAGAUGCGGGCCAACCAGGCCAAGAUGUCCAUGGAAAACAGUAAAGCCAUCAGCCAGGACAAGACAAUCAAAAACAAGGCAGAGAGAGAGAGGAGAGUGCGAGAGUUAAACAGCAGCAACACCAAAAAGUUCCUGGAUGAGAGGAAGAGGCUGGCUAUGAAGCAUCAGAAGGAGCUGGAGCAGCUACAGAAAAACCAGAGAGAACAGUUGGAGAAACUGGAGAAGUUCAACGAGCAGCUUUUGAAAUCACACCAUGCAAACAAACAGGUUCAAGGCCAAGGACAUGCAGCAGAUGGUGAAGCUGGAGGAGGAGAUGGACCGCAGGCCAGCGACGGUGGUGUGAGCGACUGAGACACAAACAUGCACACACGCAGGUGCAGAAACACUCCACCGCUGACAGCCCUCUACAACCCAGAGACAAAAACCCUGCCUACAUCACUGUCUCUGUACUGUUCUGUCAUGCUCACACACACAGACAGUAGUUCUCUCCACCUCUUUUUUUUUUUUCCGUGUUCAAUCACCUGUAGUCUCUGUCCUCCACCACCUCACCCCACCCACUAAUUUUAUAACACUGAGCCAUUGGUGCUUAUCACUGUUUGACGGGUUUCAACCACUUGAGGAAAAGUUACUUCAGAGAUGAAGCGACAGACGCAUCCCCUCCUCCAUUGUUUUUUCUUUUUUCUUUUUUUUUUAAAUCACACACUAUUCUCUGCAACCUACAGCCACACAAACACAUUCCCUCAUGGGCCGGAUGAAGUGAACAUCCAUUCCUUUCUUUGUGUUUUUGCUUUUUUAAACCAGUACCCUUUUAACUGCUCCAGAAAGGGACGAGGGGAGAAGAAUAUGUAUAAGAGUUGUCAUUACAGCACAAAUAAAUAAACUUUGUGAAAUACACUGUAUGCUACACACCAGUCCUGUCCUGAGCACUUUGUAUGUAAUAGGCCAUCAUAACAAUGUGGAAAAUGUAGCAGUACUAGAACUACUAGUUUUCUGUAUUUCAGUAAGAAUGUAUUUUUUAAAAGAUAUCACUGUAUGAAGGAGAAGCAAAACCUCUUUGUAACCUAAAUCCUACAAUGCAAGAUGUUUGACCUCA